CAGAUACAGUUAUGAUUCAACCUUUGCGGUGGCUACAUCGAUUGUCGAAUGAAACUGAAACUGAAAGUGACUCUUUGUUUUAUAAAAAAACAUUUUUCGUGCGACUAUCCCGAUCCGAUAUUUCGUAUAGAAUAUACAAAUUGAUUCUUUAUUAUUGCUAAAAAUAAGAACAUUGUCAAAUGAAUCUCUUAAAGACGAAAACUUCAGUACUUAAUCGAAACUAAAAGAGAAAAAAGAUUGUAAUUGUAAAACAAUUUGUUUGCCUCUAAAAAUUAUAAUUUUAAAACAUGUCCAUUCUAAUGGCAAGUUAAAGCGCCAAUUAUGUAAACGAUGUUAAAUUGUUUGAAAGUUGUCAUUUCGUUUCCAUUCGUAAUGUUUUGAAGUUAUUUGUAAAACGAUAAACGUUCUUCUAAUUGUAAGAGGGUUAUAGUUUCUGACUGCAUUUUAAAAGAAAAGAAAAAACGUAUUCUGUUGUCAUACGGGAACAUCAUUCCGGCGUUGCAUCGUUAGUUAAGCGAGUCAGUGAACUGUCUACGGGGAAUAUUGUUGGUGGUUACUUAACGUAUCGCAGUAGAAAGUCGACGAUUGUCACGACCGAAGCAGCCUUUCGUAUUACUGCUUUUAUUUCAAAGGUUUGCGAAGAUAAGUUACUACGAGGCGGCAUCGGGGGCGCCGAAUAACACGACGUUUAAACACGGCGCUAACGGUACCGUUGCCAUUUGAAUCUAUGGAUCUCGUCGAAGUGUUCGGUAAUAUCUUUUUUCACGGCAAUCGAAUCGACGCGCUGCAACAAAGUUUACAAUGUAUAUACAUAUAUGAUUAAACGAAAUAGGAUAAACUGUGAUUGAAAUCAUGGCAAGAAGCAGUUGAGAUCAUCCAUGCUCUUUGUUGACUGGUAAAAACGUACCAGUAUUUUUUUUUUCUUUUUUUUUAUUUAUUUAUUUCGGUGGAAAGAAAUAAAUAUCAUCAUCGCGUGUUCCACGACUGAAAAAAAAAAUGGAUGGCUUCGUUGAGAUUUUCCUUUUUUUCGGAGUCCUCUUCUAUUUUUUCAACUACAGAGCUCCCAGCAUGGUUGAUAUACUUUCAACGCGUUUACAAGAGGUAUACGCGAAAUGGGAGACCAGGACCGAAGUAAGGCGAAAUACAGAAUCAUCCACCACUCGAUUCUCGUUGGACGAACUUCGUCGAGCUGGACAACAAUUGCAUAGGAAAAAGAUACAAGACAGGGAGCAAGCAAGAAAGAUACGCGAAAACUCUCUGUAUAAAAUCAAAGAAACCGAGCCAUUGGCUCCACUUGUUAAAGAAAAAUCUUCCUAUCUACAUUACUGUUGCAGCAAUUGCACUCCAUCAUCUAGAAAUUCAUUGGUAAAUACUAUUAACAAGCAACAUAUGCCAUUUGGUUUAAAUAUAUUGAUAGUUAAUCCAGGCUUGUCAUUGUUUUCUAAAGUGUUUCAUUGUAUUUCACAUAUUUAUAGUUGUAAAGAGUAUGAUUACCCAAGGAUAACAGAAACGGUCCUUGCAGAUGAAAGAUUAAAGGAAGCAAUCAUAUUAACUGCUUCAGAAACUGUUAGCAAUGAAGGUGUUAGGGAAAACGUAGCCUUGGCGAAGGCACAGGAAAGAGCAAAAACUAUAUUAUAUCAAAUGGAAAGCAGAUUAAGCAAUAUUUUACUUAAAAUAACUUCAUGGAUUCUUUAUAAGUUAUUGCCAUGUUUUAUACAAUCUGCAGUAGUAUUACCUUCUCAAAUAGAGAUGCUGAAGAAAGCAAACGAGACUGGCCUUCCUUUGAUAUUGGUUCCUUUACACCGAAGUCAUUUAGAUUAUAUUAUGAUCAGUUUCAUUCUGCUAACAAAUAAUAUUAGAGCUCCAUUGAUUGCAGCUGGUGAUAAUCUGAAAAUUCCGUUUUUCGGGUGGUUUUUACGAGGCUUAGGCGCAUUUUUUAUAAAACGCCGAAUUGACCCCAUUGUAGGCCGCAAAGAUGUUCUUUAUCGCGCUACUCUUCAUACAUACGUAAUGGAAAACUUACGAGCGGGUCAUAACAUAGAAUUCUUUAUAGAGGGUGGCCGUACAAGAACUGGUAAACCAUGUAUGCCAAAAAGUGGCAUUUUGAGUGUUAUCGUUGAUGCAUACAUGGAUGGAAUUAUUGAAGAUGCACUACUAGUACCCGUUGCAAUGAAUUAUGAACGUCUCGUGGAUGGAAAUUUUGUUAGAGAACAGUUAGGUCACCCAAAGAAAAUGGAAACUUUUAGCUCCACGAUUCAAGGUAUAUGGUCAACCUUAAGGGGCAAUUAUGGUAUUGUUAAGGUUGAUUUUUGUCAACCGUUUUCACUUAGGGAAAUGUUAAAAUCUUUUCAAAAUCAACAAAACAAAUUAAUUGGAGGAAAAACAAUGCCGUCUGAAAAACCUUUGAAAUACACAGUGUCGAGUUCAUCGCUUUAUGGUACAGACAUCAUUAUGGAAGAAUAUCGGCAGUUAGUUGAUAGUAUUGCACGGCACGUUGUACACGAUUCUGCCUGCUCGAUGCCGAUAAUGUCUACCAACGUUGUUGCAUUCUUACUCUUAAAUAAAUUUCGAGAUGGUUGUACUCUGGAUAAAUUGGUUGAAGCGUUUCAGAUAAUAAGACAGGAUUUGGAAUCUCGUCAUCAUGAUAUUGCGUUCUGUGGUGAAAACAUUGAUAUUAUAAAUCAUGCACUUGAUAUUUUAGGUCCAGGUUUGGUAAAACAACAACGACAAGAAAUUACGGAAGCUGUUAGUGGUCACCCAGUCAAAUCAAAUAAUGUGAUUGCGAUCCGUCCUGAAUCGAUUUUACCAAAUGUAAUCGAAUUAUCCUAUUACAGUAAUACAAUGCUUGCGUGUUAUGUUAUAGACAGCAUAGUAGUAACAGCUUUGUAUGCUGAAUUGCACUCACAAAUCAAUGACCCAGUUGCUAUCGCGGAAAAUAACAUUACAGUAUCUCAAAAUCGUUUAAUUCAAAAUUCUCUUAAACUUUGUGAUAUUUUUAAAUACGAAUUUAUUUUCUGCAAACCAUGCCAAGAAUUGGAGCUCAUUAUUACGGAAGCUAUUCAAAAUUUGUCACAUACAGAGAUCAUUACUUCACAAGAGGAAUGUUGUUUACAAGAAGAAUUAUGGAGUAGAAGGUACGCGCAAACUUUCGACGAUAGUUCAGACGAAGAAUAUUAUAAUACAAAUAGGAGUAGAAGUAUUCAAUAUAAAUUGAGUUUAGUACCAGAACACGCCGAACGUAUGGAAUUCCUUCAUAUGUUAUUACGACCGUUAGUUGAUACGUAUACUUUCAGUGCUUUUACUCUUAGAAAGUUAGUAGGCCGAUCAUUAUCUGAAGGAGAUUUAAUUCAUGAAGUUUUAAAUGAACUGAAAACGAAUUUAGAUCGUGGUAUUGUAAACUAUGGUGAGAGUUUGUGUGUUGAUCCAAUAAAAAAUUCUUUAAAAUUGUUUGAAAAAUGGAACGUUUUGGAAUGUCACCCACAAGAAAAUGUUAAAAUUUGUUACUUGAAAGAUGAGUACGAUACAGAUUCAGCUGUAACGAAAAUCUAUGAUACUGUAGCUGCUUUUAAGUGGACUAGAAACAUACAUUGAAACUUAUAUAUUUCUGAGAAAAAAAAUCUUUACAACGUACUACUUUUUACAUGGAAGAAACCUUGUUAUAAAACUUUGUACAUACUACUUUAUAAGUUGUUUUUGACAACUAAGCUUUCGUGAAUAGCUAUACAGUCAUAAUGUUGUACAGUUGGACUUAAUCUGUUAGUAAGUACGAAUUCUAUACAAAAUGAUUAAUGUGAUAUUAUCUUACAUUAAUGAUAAAAUAU
Molecule: messenger RNA, 3821 nt
Organism: Osmia lignaria (orchard mason bee)
Lineage: Eukaryota; Metazoa; Arthropoda; Insecta; Hymenoptera; Megachilidae
Gene: mino
Product: glycerol-3-phosphate acyltransferase mino
Biological process (GO): fatty acid metabolic process; glycerol-3-phosphate metabolic process; triglyceride biosynthetic process
Cellular component (GO): mitochondrial membrane
Molecular function (GO): glycerol-3-phosphate O-acyltransferase activity
Source: RefSeq, a predicted model, not a curated record